AUGUCCAAGUUCAGCUUGAAGGUUCCUGCGUCCAGUGCCAACAUUGGGCCCGGUUUUGAUGUCUUGGGAAUUGGACUAAACCUUUUUUUAGAGAUCCAGGUCUCCACAGAUCCCUCUGUGGACACAUCGGACGAUCAGCAUUUUGUCAAAUUGAGUUACGAAGGUGAUGGAGCAGAACAUGUGCCACUUCGAAGUGAAAAGAACUUGAUUACGCAGACUGCUUUAUAUGUCAUGCGCUGUAAUGGGAUCAAGCACUUCCCAAAGGGAACCCAUAUUCAUGUCAUUAACCCAAUUCCGCUUGGAAGAGGACUAGGUUCUUCUGGCGCAGCUAUCGUGGGAGGAGUGAUGUUGGGCAACGAAAUUGGACAGCUUCAACUCUCAAAGGAAAGAAUGCUUGACUAUUGCUUGCUAAUAGAAAGACACCCAGACAACAUCGCGGCAGCUAUGCUUGGAGGAUUUGUGGGAUCAUACUUGAAUCAGCUCUCUGAUGAAGAAACAUUGGCCAAGAACGUUCCCAUGGAGCACAUUUUGCCUAGCGUCGACACCCCCGUGGAGCUCCACGAGACGAGAGCUCCGCCACAGAACAUCGGCCAAUACGUCAAAUACAACUGGAACAAGCAGAUUAGGUGCGUUACCGUUAUCCCCAUGUUUGAGGUUAAAACCGACGAUGCACGUGCGGUUCUUCCAUCUCUGUACACCAAGGAAGACAUUGUGUUCAACUUGCAAAGACUUGCAGUCUUGACUACCGCAUUGACUCUCCCACAACCGGACCACAAGCUCAUCUACGAGGCCAUGAGAGACAAGAUUCACCAGCCAUACCGUGCGCAGCUCAUUCCGGGGCUUGACAGGGUAUUGAAAGAACUUACACCAGAACUGAGCCCUGGCCUUUGCGGCAUUUGUCUUUCUGGCGCUGGCCCAACUAUCUUGUGCUUGGCGACUGACAAUUAUGAGACUAUUGCCGACAGGGUGAUUGGCAUCUUCAAGGAGAACGGCGUGGAGUGCAAGUGGGAAUUACUUGAUAUAGCAUAUGAUGGGGCCGUUGUCGAGCGGACAUAG
Molecule: messenger RNA, 1056 nt
Organism: Candidozyma auris
Lineage: Eukaryota; Fungi; Ascomycota; Pichiomycetes; Serinales; Metschnikowiaceae
Gene: THR1
Product: homoserine kinase
Exons: 1
Coding region: 1-1056 (351 amino acids)
Biological process (GO): L-threonine metabolic process
Molecular function (GO): homoserine kinase activity; ATP binding
Source: RefSeq, a predicted model, not a curated record